This is a messenger RNA of Orbicella faveolata, 1038 nucleotides long. RefSeq lists its product as uncharacterized. Lineage: Eukaryota; Metazoa; Cnidaria; Anthozoa; Scleractinia; Merulinidae. The record is from RefSeq and is a predicted model, not a curated record.
AUGACGGAUUUAAAGAGGAAAGUUAGAGUGCGUGCUGGUCACAAGGGAUACGUGACGAAGACUAUCACCGAUGCAAGGGCACUAUUCAAUUCUGGAAAUCAAGCGGAUUUAAAAAAGCUGAAGUCCCUUCAAUCUAUUCUACGAGACAAGCUCGCUGAUAUCAAGGGUCUGGAUCGUGAAAUCACUGACGAAACAAAAGAGGAAUCUAUCGAUCAAGAAGUAGCUGACAGCUGCGAAUUCACCUCAUCUGUUUAUGAGUGCAUUGCAGAUAUCAAGGCUGUGUGCUCUGCAAGAGAAAAAAGUGGGAAAGAAACUCAACCCUCUGGUGCUGGAUCCAUUCCAAGUCAACUAGUCACUCCAGCUAUUGGCAGUGCUCCCACAAAGCUUCCGAAAUUGGAAUUAAAAAAGUUUUAUGGCAAUCCGGUGGAAUGGGCGCCAUUCUGGGAUUCGUUUAAUUCAGCUGUUCAUCAGAACUCGAGCAUAAGCAAUGUGAAUAAGUUCAACUACUCAAAAUCUUUGAUUCAAGGCCAAGCAGCGAACACAAUAAGUGGAUUUUCUCUCACAGGAGGAAAUUAUAAGGAGGCGGUCUGUUUGCUGGAAGAAAGGUAUGGAAAUAAGGAAGUCGUUAUCUCUGCCCACAUGGAAGCCUUGUUAAAAUUACCUGCGGCAACUUCAAUUAGUGAACCGAAGAAGCUACGAGAUAUCUAUGACAAGCUCGAGUCGCAUGUUCGAAGCCUUCAAAACAUUGGAAUUGGAGCCAAAAUGUAUUGGAGUUUUCUUUCUCCGGUUAUCAUGUCAAAGAUCCCAGAGGAUUUGCGGGUAACAAUAACAAGAAAUCUCGCAUCCGAAGAGUGGAAUCUACAGCCAAUGUUGGAGAUCUUUUGUAAGGAAUUACAACUUCGUGAAAAAUGCCAGUUUUAUCCAGGAUCUGUCAACACUAGAGAGCCUCGUGCUCCAAAUCCACCUGUGCGAGGAGGGCCGUUUGAUUCACCGCCAACAACAUCUGCUCUGUUCAUGAAUGGCAACACGCAGUCAUGA